Molecule: messenger RNA, 583 nt
Organism: Brienomyrus brachyistius
Lineage: Eukaryota; Metazoa; Chordata; Actinopteri; Osteoglossiformes; Mormyridae
Gene: dynlt1b
Product: dynein light chain Tctex-type 1b
Exons: 5
Coding region: 97-438 (113 amino acids)
Biological process (GO): microtubule-based movement
Cellular component (GO): cytoplasm; cytoplasmic dynein complex
Molecular function (GO): dynein intermediate chain binding
Source: RefSeq, a predicted model, not a curated record
GCCCAGCUCGUGCUCGCUCUCUGUCCACUGACAGCCUGGACAAAGGAAAGCUGCGCAUGCGUAGAGCUGAUUGCGCCCAUAGCGACCGGCGGCAUCAUGGACGACUUUCAGAGCGGAGAGGAGACUGCCUUCGUUGUGGAUGAAGUGAGCGCCAUCAUUAAGGAGUCAGUAGAGGGAGCGAUAGGAGGCAAUGCCUACCAGCACAGUAGAGUGAACCAAUGGACCACUAACGUGGUGGAGCAGUGUCUGAGUCAGCUCACCAAACUGGGAAAGCCCUUCAAAUACAUCGUCACCUGUAUUAUAAUGCAGAAGAAUGGGGCAGGUCUGCAGACAGCCAGUUCCUGUUUCUGGGACAACACCACUGAUGGAAGCUGCACAGUGAGGUGGGAGAAUAAGUCCAUGUAUUGCAUUGUCAGCGUCUUCGGCCUGGCAAUAUAAGCCUGGGCAUUACGUCACCACCUAUCGAACCAACUGCUGUCUGUCUGCUUUGCAUAAUGAUCCAAAAGUGUUAGAUUCACGUCAACUUGCUAAAACUGUCAUUUCUUUAUUACAACUUGAAUAAAUUAUUACACCUUUCCCACAA